This is a messenger RNA of Glycine soja, 1620 nucleotides long. RefSeq lists its product as uncharacterized. Lineage: Eukaryota; Viridiplantae; Streptophyta; Magnoliopsida; Fabales; Fabaceae. The record is from RefSeq and is a predicted model, not a curated record. The transcript is spliced from 8 exons. Bases 625 to 1464 code for a protein of 279 amino acids.
AACACACCAUUUCGUUCGUUCUAUAUGCUUCCUCUUCAACCCUUCUUCUUUCCAUCAUCUCCCACCACUUUCACGCUGCUCUGGAAUUUACAACACUAACUCACAUAAAACCAAAGUUAAAUGAUGAAUUUCAUUGUAAAUUUUCAAUUGAAAUCUGUUGUGGAAAUUUCCUUUGUUCAUUGAGAUUUUUUCGAGGUGCAGAAGAUUUCCCAGUUUUGAAGAUAUAUUUCUCUUCAGACGGGUUUUGAAACUCUGAACUUUUUGCAAGUCGUACGUGACAAGGACGAUCGCUACUUGGCCAUCGUCGCAGACAGAAGCUCAGAAAUGUGAUUAGUAGUUGAGUUUUCGGCAUAGAUUUGCAUUUUCCAUAGCUCUGGAACUGAAAUCUGGAUAAUUUUCCAGGUUUCCUACAGCUUUGAACAAAGUUUUAGCAGGAGCAGACUUAGUGUUCGCUGCAGCAGUUAAUUCAGUUUAGAUGUUCAUUCCCUCCGCCUAUUGUUCUCUAAAUUCUCUCCCUGCCCUCAUUUGCCGCAGGAGAUAGAAAAAUCAGCUCCUUUUCCCCUUAGUUUCAGAAGGAAUUGAUUGCUCGACGAUUGCUACUUUUUUAAGGAACGGGUUCAAGAGAUGGAGAACGAGUCAAUUAUUCAGAGCAAUAACAAUACGAACACAAUGUCUAGUGUUAGAGAAAAAAACGGAGGGGAUGGGUCGUUGCUGUUGAGGGCGAAUUCCGAUAGCGCUAGGCAAGCAACGACGUCGGAUUUGGUGUUGCAGUGGGGGAAUCGGAAGCGGCUAAGGUGCAUGAAGGUGCAGGUUAAGGACGAUUCUUCCGGUCCGGUUCAGAGGACUACGGUUCGGGUGGAUCGCCGGGUCGUUAGAACCGACAAGGAUUCUUUAAAUAAGCUCACUUUCGGUGUCAAUAAUAAUAAUCAUCAUCAUCAGAGUAACGGGUAUCCGAAUCUCCGUCAACGUCCAUCUUCGCCGCAACCACGAAUUCUCAGGAACUCAGAAAGUUCAAGUGCCAUGAGAGGAGGACAAAGCAACGGGGGCGUUAGUGUUAGGGGAAUUGCCUCACCGGACAGGGGUGCGCAUGAUAAGAGAGGGACCCAUAAUGACAAUAACAAGUCCGCGGCCUCAUCGGAUACUGCGCACGAUAGCAAGAAGGGAGGGUCGCCGUCCGGCAGCGGAGAUGCGGCUGCUCCGCCGGUGUGGCCACCCAAGUUCGUGAUUGCCUUGACCAACAAGGAGAAGGAAGAAGAUUUUCUCGCCAUUAAGGGCUCAAAGCUGCCUCAGAGACCCAAGAAGAGAGCUAAAUUCAUUCAACGAACCCUCAAUCUCGUUAGUCCUGGCGCAUGGUUGUGCGAUCUUACCUUGGAACGAUACGAGGUUAGGGAGAAGAAGAUAUCCAAAAAGCAGAGACCAAGAGGUUUGAAAGCAAUGGGAAACAUGGACUCGGACUCUGAAUAGAGAAUGAGUGAAGGUGCUAAGUAAGCUUUAUGUUUGCUAAGGAUGUGUAGGAAAUGCAUGGCAUGGCAUCUCAGCUAGGUGCCAACGAAUCCAAAUCGAAAUACAAAAUAUUUUAGCUUUGCCGCUGCUUAAUCUCCUCGCCUUCAUCAUUUCUUU